GAGGAGCUGGAGCACCUGAACGAGGCCAACGCUGAGAUCAACCGGGGAGAGCUGGAGCUGGACGCCGCUCGCUCGCGGUACCGCCGGGCGCUGUCGGAGUCCGCGCGGCGCCUGAACGCCCAGGGCUCCCAGCUGGGCACCUGCAUCGAGCGGGCACGGCCCUACUACGAGGCCCGGAGGAGGGCAAAGGAGGCGCAGCAGGAGACGCAGCGGGCGGCGCUGCGCUACGAGCGCGCUGUGGGCAUGCACAACGCCGCGCGCGAGAUGGUCUUCGUGGCCGAGCAGGGCAUGGGCACCGGCAAGAACCGCCUGGACCCCACCUGGCAGGAGAUGCUGAACCACGCCACCAGGAAGGUGAACGAGGCGGAGCAGGAGCGGCUGUGGAGCGAGCGCGAGCACCAGCGCGUGACGCGGCUCUGCCAGGAGGCCGAGGCCGAGGUGCAGCGGCUGCAGAAGAGCCUGAGGCGCGACAUCGCCCGCAGCCGGCCCUACUUCGAGCUCAAAGCACAGUUUAACCUGCGCCUCGAGGUACUGGGAUAUACUGGGAUAUACUGGGAGGGUCACUGA
Molecule: messenger RNA, 567 nt
Organism: Zonotrichia leucophrys gambelii
Lineage: Eukaryota; Metazoa; Chordata; Aves; Passeriformes; Passerellidae
Product: SH3 domain-binding protein 5-like
Exons: 4
Biological process (GO): negative regulation of protein tyrosine kinase activity; intracellular signal transduction
Cellular component (GO): cytoplasm
Molecular function (GO): protein kinase inhibitor activity
Source: RefSeq, a predicted model, not a curated record